GUGCCCAGCUGCGCGGCGAGGCAGAAUCGACUUUCAAGCGCAAGAUGUCCCCUCCCGACAAGAUCGCGAAGAUCGAAACAUUCCGCGUCCCGCCACGAUGGCUCUUCGUGCGCGUCGAGACUGAACAAGGCAUCGUCGGCUGGGGCGAAGGCACCCUCGAGGGCCACACCGAGGCGAUCGAAGGCGCGUACAAAGACCUCGCGGAACGCUUCAUCGGGUGGGACUCAGACCAGAUCCAGAAUAUCUGGCAACACGCGUACCGCUCCCGCUUCUACAGAGGCGGGCCUGUUCUAAUGUCGGCCCUCUCGGGACUGGAUAUCGCGCUCUGGGACAUCAAGGGCAAGCGCCACGGCGUGCCCGUCUACCAGCUCCUUGGGGGGCGCGUGCGCGACCGCGUCAAGGUCUACGGCUGGAUCGGGGGCGACAAGCCCAUGGAUGUCGUCUCGGGGGCAGAGGAGCGCCGCGCGCAGGGCUUCACCGCCGUCAAGAUGAACGGCACCGAAGGCGCGGACUGGAUCGACUCUCCCGCGAUCCUGCAGAAGGUCGUCGAGCGCGUGAGAGGGGUCAAGGCCGUGGGACUGGACGUUGGAGUUGACUUCCACGGGAGAGUGCAUAAGGGGAUGGCGAAGCAGCUGGCGAAGGUGCUCGAGGGGGUGCAGCCGCUGUUCAUCGAAGAGCCCCUUCUUCCUACGCAAACCGAAGAGAUUGCUGACCUGGCUAGGCUGGUUUCGACCCCGAUCGCGCUAGGGGAGCGGCUGCAUUCGCGUUUCGAUUUCCGACCGUACCUUGAACGCCGCGCAAUGGAUAUCGCGCAGCCCGACGUCGCGCAUUGCGGAGGGAUCAGCGAACUCCAUAGACUUGCGUCGUACACAGAAACGUACGAUGUGGCGUUCGCACCUCACUGCCCACUAGGCCCCAUCGCACUCGCGGCGUGCAUGCAGGUCGAUCUCAAUUCGCCAAAUUUCUUCAUACAAGAGAUGAGCCUACAGAUCCACUACAAUCAAGGCGCGGAUCUGCUCACGUACCUUGUCGAUCCCUUGGUGUUCGCGAUCAAGAACGGCUACGUGGAGGCGCUGCAAGGACCUGGCUUGGGCAUAGAGAUUAACGAAACGCUUGUCAGAGAGGCGGCCGCCAUACAUGUUAGCGAGAAGGCCUGGAGGAACGUGGUCUGGACAGGACCCGAUGGUGCACUUCGGGAGUGGUGAAUGUUGUGUGAGCUAUGCAUCUGGGCAAGCUCCUAGACCAACGAG
Dichomitus squalens LYAD-421 SS1 is the source of this 1250-nucleotide messenger RNA. RefSeq names its product enolase C-terminal domain-like protein. The record is from RefSeq and is a predicted model, not a curated record. The transcript has 8 exons. Bases 45 to 1205 code for a protein of 386 amino acids. Gene Ontology annotation, molecular function: galactonate dehydratase activity. Gene Ontology annotation, biological process: amino acid catabolic process; D-galactonate catabolic process. NCBI's taxonomy places the organism in Eukaryota, Fungi, Basidiomycota, Agaricomycetes, Polyporales, Polyporaceae.